This is a messenger RNA of Prunus armeniaca (apricot), 510 nucleotides long. Lineage: Eukaryota; Viridiplantae; Streptophyta; Magnoliopsida; Rosales; Rosaceae. The record is from the annotation of a GenBank genome assembly.
AUGGGAGGCCUUGGACCUCAUGCUUAUACAGCCUCAAAGCAUGCCAUUGUAGGUCUAACAAAGAACACGGCUUCUGAGCUUGGUCAAUAUGGGAUUCGAGUUAAUUGUAUUUCUCCUUUUGCGGUAGCUACUUCCAUGCUAAUCGAUGCUUGGAGCGGUCACGAGGAAGAUGGCGAAGGCAUGGAUUUUGGAUCGUCACCUUGUGAGGAAGAUGUGGAAAAGAUAGAAGAGCUUGUGAAAGGACUGGCCAAUCUAAAAGGUGCAACUCUAAAAGCUAAAGAUAUAGCCGAGGCUGCUCUUUUUCUUGCAAGUGAUGAAUCAAAGUAUGUGAGUGGGCAUAACCUGGUUGUAGAUGGUGGUUAUUCUACUACCUCAAAGAAUUGCGUGGUCUAUGUUAUGCUACAUUCGCUUGGUUGUCUCUUUACUUUCUCUUCAUGGCCUCAUGCCAUGGUGCCACUCUUCUCUAACGGACGUGGUACACGUGUUAUAAUAUCAGUGGAUAUUUAUUGA